Molecule: messenger RNA, 7108 nt
Organism: Nelumbo nucifera (sacred lotus)
Lineage: Eukaryota; Viridiplantae; Streptophyta; Magnoliopsida; Proteales; Nelumbonaceae
Product: DExH-box ATP-dependent RNA helicase DExH12-like
Cellular component (GO): nucleus
Molecular function (GO): ATP binding; nucleic acid binding; ATP hydrolysis activity
Source: RefSeq, a predicted model, not a curated record
AUCGUUACUAUUUUUAAGGCCUAAGGGCUUGAGAGUGUUUUAUUUUUUUGUCGAAAGGCUUGAGAGUUGAGGCGGUGUCGUGUUACUAUAAAACAAGCCUAAACCCAGUCACGGGUUUUUACUUAUAUCUGUGGAAGCUGAGAUUUGAGAAAGGGGUUCCGACUUGUAUGGACUGUGGUUGAGCAAGCUGCGAUUUGGGGUCAAGUCGUAGUAGCUCUGGGAGCGCUUUUUCGUUACAUCUAAUUCGUCCGUUUCUGUUAGUAUUUCUGAUUGCUUUCACUGCUCUAGGUUCUUAUUUUGUUGGUGAGGAUCAAUGGCACAUUUGGGUGGUGGUGCGGAGGCACAUGCUCGAUUCAAGCAGUACGAGUAUCGAGCCAAUUCGAGUCUUGUGCUCACCACCGACUCUCGCCCGCGAGACACCCAUGAGCCCACUGGCGAGCCCGAAUCUCUUUAUGGAAAAAUAGACCCUAAAACCUUCGGUGACCGGGCUUACAGAGGGAAACCCCCCGAGUCCGACGAUAAGCUGAAGAAGUCAAAGAAGAAGAAAGAGCGCGAGCAGUAUCCUUCUGAAUUGGUUCCUAGUAGGCAGAGCAAGCGACGGCGUUUGCAGGAGGAGAGCGUCCUCACUUUUGCUGAGGAAGGCGUUUACCAGCCGAAGACGAAGGAAACCCGGUCGGCGUACGAGGUUCUGCUGGGUGUUAUUCAGCAGCAGCUCGGUGGGCAGCCGCCUAAUGUUGUCACCGGUGCGGCAGAUGAGGUGCUGGCGGUGUUGAAGAAUGAGUCUAUUAAGAAUCCCGACAAGAAGAAGGAGAUUGAGAGGCUUUUGAAUAUUAUCCCGAAUCAAGUGUUUGAUCAGCUGGUAUCCAUUGGGAGGCUAAUUACUGAUUACCAGGAUGGGGGUGAUGCUGCGGGCCCGGCUGCUGGUAAUGCUGAUGAGGGUCUUGAUGAUGAUGUGGGUGUUGCUGUCGAGUUUGAGGAGGAAGAGGAGGAGGAAGGGGACGACAGCGACUAUGAUGUGGUCCAUGAAGUAGAAGAGGAUGAAGAUGAUGGGCUGGAAGCUAAUGGUACCGGGGCAAUGCAGAUGGGUGGUGGGAUUGAUGACGACGAGAUGCAAGAAGCAAAUGAGGGCAUGACUCUAAACGUUCAAGACAUAGAUGCAUAUUGGCUUCAGAGGAAGAUAUCUCAUGCUUAUGAAGAGAUUGACCCGCAACAUUGCAAGAACCUGGCAGAAGAUGUUCUUAAGAUACUUGCAGAAGGUGACGACAGGGAAGUGGAGACUAGGCUUUUGGUUCUUCUUGAAUUUGACAAGUUCAGUCUCAUUAAGUUUCUCUUGAGGAACCGGCUGAAAAUAGUUUGGUGUACUCGUCUGGCAAGGGCUGAAGACCAGGAGGAGAGGAAGAAGAUUGAGGAAGAAAUGAUGAGUUCUGGUGGGGAUUUGGCUGCAAUUUUGGAGCAGUUGCAUGCAACAAGGGCAACUGCCAAGGAAAGACAAAAGAACUUGGAGAAGAGUAUAAGAGAAGAGGCUAGAAGAUUGAAAGAUGAGAGUGGGGCUGUAGAUGGUGAUAGGGAACGGAGAGGAUAUGCUGAUAGAGAUGCUGAGAGUGGUUGGUUGAAGGGGCAACGUCAGUUGCUUGAUCUUGAUAGCCUUGCAUUUCAUCAGGGUGGUCUCUUGAUGGCGAACAAGAAAUGUGAGCUUCCAUUGGGGUCAUUUAGGAACCAAAACAAAGGAUAUGAAGAAGUUCAUGUUCCAGCCUUGAAGCCAAAACCACUUGCACCUGGUGAAGAACUUAUAAAAAUUUCUGUCAUGCCUGACUGGGCACAACCAGCUUUCAAAGGGAUGACCCAACUUAACAGAGUGCAAAGUAAGGUUUAUGAAACUGCACUGUUUACAGCAGAGAAUAUUCUUUUAUGUGCUCCCACUGGAGCAGGUAAAACAAAUGUUGCAAUGUUAACCAUCCUUCAGCAGAUAGCAUUGCAUAGAAACCCAGAUGGGUCAUUUAACCAUAGCAACUAUAAGAUUGUCUAUGUGGCACCAAUGAAAGCUCUUGUUGCUGAAGUGGUUGGCAACCUGCAAAACCGUCUGCACCAUUAUGAUGUCAAGGUGAAGGAACUAAGUGGAGACCAGACACUCACUCGCCAACAAAUUGAAGAAACACAGAUAAUUGUCACCACUCCUGAGAAAUGGGAUAUUAUCACCAGGAAAUCUGGUGAUCGGACCUACACACAACUUGUCAAACUUCUCAUUAUAGAUGAAAUUCAUCUUCUUCAUGAUAACAGAGGGCCUGUGCUAGAGAGUAUUGUGGCAAGAACGGUUAGACAGAUUGAGACAACCAAAGAGCAUAUCCGACUUGUGGGUUUGUCUGCUACACUCCCUAACUAUGAGGAUGUUGCCUUGUUUUUGCGUGUUGAUCGUGAAAAAGGUCUGUUUCAUUUUGAUAAUAGUUACAGGCCUUGCCCCCUUGCUCAACAGUAUAUUGGAAUCACGGUUAAGAAGCCUUUACAGAGAUUCCAAUUGAUGAAUGAUAUCUGCUAUGAAAAAGUAAUGGCUGUGGCGGGCAAACAUCAAGUCCUUAUAUUUGUCCAUUCAAGGAAAGAAACAGCCAAAACAGCUCGAGCAAUAAGAGAUACUGCUCUUGCCAAUGAUACUCUUGGUCGAUUCUUGAAAGAGGACAGUGCAAGCCGUGAAAUUCUCCACAGUCAUACGGAGUUGGUCAAAAGCAAUGACCUUAAAGACCUCUUGCCUUAUGGGUUUGCAAUUCAUCAUGCUGGAAUGGCUAGGGUAGAUCGUCAGCUUGUUGAGGAUCUCUUUGCAGAUGGCCAUGUGCAAGUGUUGGUUUCCACAGCUACUCUUGCUUGGGGUGUUAAUUUACCAGCUCACACUGUCAUCAUCAAGGGUACUCAGAUUUACAAUCCCGAGAAAGGGGUAUGGACUGAACUAAGUCCUCUUGAUGUUAUGCAAAUGCUGGGUCGUGCAGGAAGACCUCAAUAUGACUCUUAUGGGGAAGGAAUAAUUUUGACAGGCCAUAGUGAACUACAGUACUAUCUUUCUCUUAUGAACCAACAGCUUCCAAUUGAAAGCCAGUUUAUAUCGAAGUUGGCUGAUCAGUUGAAUGCAGAAAUUGUUCUUGGAACAGUUCAGAAUGCAAAAGAAGCUUGCUAUUGGAUUGGAUAUACUUAUUUGUAUGUUCGAAUGGUGCGGAAUCCAACUCUCUAUGGCUUAGCACCUGAUGUUCUGACUAGAGAUAUUACUUUGGAGGAGAGGAGGGCUGAUUUGAUCCAUUCUGCUGCCACUAUAUUGGAUAGAAAUAAUUUGAUCAAGUAUGACAGAAAAAGUGGCUAUUUCCAAGUGACUGACCUAGGUCGAAUUGCCAGCUAUUACUAUAUCACUCAUGGGACUAUAUCUACAUAUAAUGAGCAUUUGAAGCCAACAAUGGGUGAUAUUGAGCUCUGUCGGUUGUUCUCACUCAGUGAAGAAUUCAAAUAUGUGACAGUGAGACAAGACGAGAAGAUGGAAUUGGCAAAGCUUUUAGAUCGUGUUCCUAUUCCCAUCAAGGAAAGCUUGGAAGAGCCUAGUGCCAAGAUCAAUGUUUUGCUCCAAGCAUAUAUCUCACAGCUGAAGCUUGAGGGACUUUCGCUGACGUCGGACAUGGUUUUCAUCACCCAGAGUGCGGGACGUCUUCUUCGUGCUCUUUUUGAGAUUGUGGUGAAAAGAGGGUGGGCGCAAUUAGCUGAAAAGGCUCUGAAUUUGUGCAAGAUGGUCAACAAAAGGAUGUGGAGUGUGCAGACUCCCCUUCGCCAGUUUAAUGGAAUUCCAAAUGAAAUCCUAAUGAAAUUGGAGAAGAAAGAUUUGGCCUGGGAAAGGUACUAUGAUCUCUCCUCUCAGGAGAUUGGAGAGCUCAUCCGUUUCCCUAAGAUGGGAAGGACACUUCACAAAUUCAUUCAUCAGUUCCCAAAGCUUAAUCUGGCAGCACAUGUGCAACCAAUUACUCGUACUGUUUUGAGAGUUGAAUUGAUGAUAACACCAGAUUUUCAGUGGGAGGACAAAGUCCAUGGAUAUGUGGAACCAUUUUGGGUGAUUGUUGAGGAUAAUGAUGGGGAGUAUAUUCUUCAUCAUGAGUACUUCAUGCUGAAGAAGCAAUACAUUGAUGAGGACCACACUUUGAAUUUCAUAGUGCCAAUCUAUGAACCACUGCCACCUCAAUACUUCAUUCGUGUUGUGUCAGAUAGAUGGCUUGGGUCUCAAACUGUCUUGCCUGUUUCUUUCAGGCACCUUAUCCUGCCAGAAAAGUAUCCUCCACCAACUGAGUUAUUAGAUUUGCAACCGCUCCCUGUGACAGCUUUGAGAAAUCCCUCGUAUGAAGCUCUUUAUCAAGAAUUCAAGCACUUCAAUCCCAUCCAAACCCAAGUUUUCACUGUCUUGUACAACACUGAUGACAAUGUCUUGGUUGCAGCACCAACAGGAAGUGGGAAGACUAUAUGUGCAGAGUUUGCAAUACUCAGAAAUCAUCAGAAAGGACCUGAGAGCACCAUGCGUGCUGUGUAUAUUGCUCCUAUUGAAGCUCUUGCCAAGGAACGGUGUCGUGAUUGGGAGAGGAAAUUUGGUAAGGGUUUGGGUAUGAGGGUGGUUGAACUGAUAGGUGAAACUGCAACUGACUUGAAACUGCUUGAGAAAGGGCAAAUUAUUAUUAGUACUCCAGAGAAAUGGGAUGCCUUGUCUCGCCGAUGGAAACAAAGAAAGCAUGUUCAACAGGUCAGCCUUUUCAUCAUUGAUGAGCUCCACUUGAUUGGUGGACUAGGAGGUCCUGUCUUAGAAGUCAUUGUCUCUAGGAUGAGGUAUAUUGCAAGUCAGGGUGAGAACAAGAUUCGAAUAGUGGCACUUUCAACUUCUCUUGCAAAUGCUAAGGACCUUGGUGAAUGGAUAGGUGCAACUUCUCAUGGUCUAUUCAAUUUCCCUCCUGGUGUUCGUCCUGUACCUCUGGAGAUACAUAUUCAAGGGGUUGAUAUUGCCAAUUUUGAAGCAAGGAUGCAAGCAAUGACAAAGCCAACAUACACUGCCAUUGUACAGCAUGCAAAGAAUGGGAAGCCUGCUCUGGUGUUCGUUCCAACUAGGAAGCAUGCCCGACUUACUGCAGUUGACUUGAUGACAUACUCGAGUGUGGAUAGUGGGGAGAAACCAGCAUUUUUACUAAGACCAGUAGAAGAACUGGAACCUUUCAUUUCAAAGGUCAAGGAGCCCAUGUUGAGUGAAACACUUCGCCAUGGCGUGGGCUAUUUGCAUGAAGGUCUUUCCAGCAUAGACCAGGAGGUUGUGUCACACUUGUUUGAAGCUGGAUGGAUCCAGGUCUGUGUUGCAAGCAGCUCAAUGUGUUGGGGGAUGCCAUUAUCAGCCCACUUGGUAGUUGUUAUGGGAACACAAUAUUAUGAUGGGCGAGAAAAUGCUCAUACUGACUACCCUGUUACGGACCUGUUGCAGAUGAUGGGUCAUGCCAGUCGACCCCUUUUAGAUAAUUCUGGGAAGUGUGUCAUCCUUUGCCAUGCACCACGUAAAGAAUACUACAAGAAAUUCUUGUACGAGGCCUUCCCUGUUGAAAGUCAUCUACAACAUUACUUGCAUGACAAUCUUAAUGCAGAAAUUGUUGUUGGAGUGAUUGAGAACAAACAAGAUGCUGUGGAUUAUCUGACAUGGACAUUCAUGUAUCGGAGGCUCACUCAAAAUCCAAACUACUAUAAUCUCCAGGGUGUUAGUCACAGGCAUCUUUCAGAUCACCUUUCAGAGCUUGUAGAGAAUACUUUGACUGAUUUAGAAGCGAGCAAAUGUGUUACCAUAGAAGAUGAAAUGGACCUUUCUCCUCUGAACCUUGGAAUGAUAGCCUCAUAUUACUAUAUUAGCUAUACUACAAUUGAACGUUUUAGUUCAUCAUUGACCUCCAAAACAAAGAUGAAAGGCCUUUUGGAUAUUCUGGCUUCUGCGUCUGAAUAUGCACAGCUCCCAAUUAGACCUGGGGAGGAAGAGUCAAUAAGAAGGUUGAUCAACCACCAGAGGUUCUCCUUUGAGAACCCUAAAUGUACAGACCCGCAUGUGAAGGCAAAUGCUUUGCUGCAGGCUCAUUUCUCUAGGCAUACAGUGGUUGGAAACCUAGCCUCAGAUCAGCGUGAGGUGCUCCUUUCUGCCAGCAGGUUGCUCCAAGCCAUGGUUGAUGUCAUCUCUAGCAAUGGGUGGCUUAGCCUCGCUCUUCUUGCAAUGGAAGUGAGUCAGAUGGUAACACAGGGCAUGUGGGAGCGUGAUUCAAUGCUUUUGCAGCUUCCACACUUCACAAAGGAGUUGGCAAAGAAAUGCCAGGAGAACCCAGGAAAGAGCAUAGAAACAGUAUUUGAUCUGGUGGAGAUGGAGGAUGAUGAGAGGCGGGAGCUGUUACAGAUGUCAGAUUCACAGUUGCUGGACAUUGCACGGUUUUGCAACCGUUUUCCAAAUAUUGAUAUGACAUAUGAAGUAAUGGAAAGUGAUAGUGUGAGGGCUGGGGAUGAUGUUACCCUGCUAGUCACCCUUGAACGGGACCUCGAGGGAAGGUCAGAGGUGGGUCCUGUGGAUGCUCCCAGGUACCCAAAAGCAAAAGAAGAGGGAUGGUGGCUUGUAGUGGGUGAUACCAAGACUAAUCAAUUACUUGCCAUCAAGAGGGUUUCCCUACAAAGGAAAUCUAAGGUCAAGCUUGAGUUUUCAGCACCUUCAGAAGCUGGAAGGAAAUCGUAUACUCUGUACUUCAUGUGUGAUUCAUAUCUUGGUUGUGACCAGGAAUAUAGCUUUAGUAUAGAAGCUGGAGCUGCAGAUGACGACGAUGGGAGAGAUUGAACAAUAUGCUGUCCUGUGGGACCUCAGUUUAUCUUUAACCGGUUGAAAUAAAAUCUGCUGUUGAGUGUAUUUCUGGUAGUCUAGUUUCUGGUUCAUCUCUAGCAACUGUUUACACCAUUUGACACCGACUAUUUUGAAACUGGAAAGCUAUAUUUUGAUAAUUUUUAUUUACAUGUCAUUAUGGCCUUUCUGUAUACAUGUUUCCAUGCCUAUGGUGUUUUAACCUUAUAAUUGAGAAUGGGAAACUUUCACGUUGGAUAA